This is a messenger RNA of Tripterygium wilfordii, 1883 nucleotides long. Its product is annotated as probable polygalacturonase. The record is from RefSeq and is a predicted model, not a curated record. Bases 179 to 1516 code for a protein of 445 amino acids. Gene Ontology annotation, molecular function: polygalacturonase activity. The transcript is spliced from 5 exons. Gene Ontology annotation, biological process: carbohydrate metabolic process. NCBI's taxonomy places the organism in Eukaryota, Viridiplantae, Streptophyta, Magnoliopsida, Celastrales, Celastraceae.
UUAGAGAUUUUAAUUUACGAUCACAAAACUCAGAACUCAGUACUCACGACUCAGAAGUGCAGAUUUGUGGCUUUCCCUUCACUUCGUCACUCUCGCAUUGGACAAAUAUAGAAACCCCUUAUAGAGAACUCGUCCAUUUCCCAGAUUCCCCCCUUCAAGAACCGCUGAAAUUGCGAAAAUGGAUCACUUCUUGGCUUCUGUUUCCCUCUGCUUCUCCCUUGCGGUGUCGUUUUUGUCCUGUCGUGGCCUUGCGGAAGUGGUAACGUGUUCGGGGAUAGUGCCGAUGAGGUCCAGAGACAACAGUAUAUCGAUAACUGAAUUUGGGGGUGUCGGUGACGGUAACACCUUGAACACCAAGGCGUUUAGGGAGGCGAUAGAACGGAUUCGGAGUUCUGGGACGGGAGGCGGCACGCGUCUUUACAUACCGCCAGGGGUGUACUUAACGGAGAGCUUUAACUUGACCAGUCACAUGACUCUCUAUUUGGCUAAUGGUGCUGUUAUCAAAGCAACGCAGGAUACUCAGGAUUGGCCUCUAAUCGCUCCUUUGCCUUCUUAUGGGAUGGGGAGAGAGCUCCCUGGUGGCCGGUAUAUAAGUUUUAUCCAGGGAGAUGGGCUAAUUGAUGUUAUCAUCACUGGUGAGAAUGGGACAAUUGAUGGCCAGGGAGAUGUCUGGUGGAACAUGUGGAGGCGAAGAACUCUCCAACAUACAAGACCACAUCUCAUUGAAUUCAAGGAUUCGAGUAACAUAGUUAUUGACAAUGUGACUUUCAAAAAUUCUCCUUUCUGGAACAUUCACCCUGUUUAUUGCAGCAACGUUGUCAUCAGAUAUACAACCAUUUUGGCCCCAUCUGACUCUCCCAAUACUGAUGGAAUUGAUCCGGAUUCAAGCUCUAAUGUCUGCAUAGAGGACUCGUACAUUUCUACUGGAGACGAUAUGGUAGCUGUGAAGAGUGGGUGGGAUGAAUAUGGGAUUGCUUAUGGUCGUCGUAGCUCCAACAUCACCAUCCGGAGGUUAAGUGGUUCAUCCCCAUUUGCCGGAAUUGCAAUUGGAAGUGAAACUUCUGGUGGGAUAGAGAAUGUUUUGGCCGAAAAUAUAAGCCUCUACAAUAUGGGCGUUGGCAUUCACGUGAAGACGAACAUCGGCAGAGGAGCAUUCAUAAAAGACAUCACUGUCUCUGAUGUACACAUGGAGAGUGUAAGGAUGGGGAUAAAGAUCGCAGGUGAUGUCGGCGGGCACCCUGACAAUAAGUUCAACCCAACAGCUCUCCCAAUUGUUAAUGGCAUUAUUCUGAAGAGUUUUUCAGGUGUAAAUGUUCUACAACCGGGUUUGAUUAAAGGCCUGAAGAAUUCCAUUUUUACUGGAAUACAUCUCUCUAACAUCAACCUUCAGAUCAAAACUGGCUCAAAAUCUGGGGAUUGGAAGUGCUCUGAUGUAAAUGGGACUGCCCUCCGGGUUAGUCCGCAGCCAUGCUUGGAACUUACCUCCACCUCACAAACCAGUAAAUUUACAGAGUAAGUAUUUCGAAGAUUACUUUGUUUACACUACACCUAUCUCUAAAUUAAGUCAUUGACUGAUUGAUCACAUAGUAUUUCCACAUUAUGUGAAAUUUAUUUGCUUCACAAUCAUAUUCUUCUUGCCCUCACACACACCUUUCAAUGCAAUUGCAGAGGAUUCAUAGAGAGGGAUGUUUACAACUGCAUAUAUCAUAUAUAUAAAGGAGUACAGGUACAAACGCAAAUAAAACGUGUAAAUUAUUUAUUUACAAAAACAUUACCUAGCACACCUAUAAUAGUCAGAAUCACGAGUAGUUCGAUUGACAAAUUGGACCGGAUGUAAUCCCGAACCCGAGUUCGAGCCCCAUCCCCUCCCCCAUUUCAAAAAG